AUGUUGUCGAAAUUUGAGGAGAAGCCCAGGCCGGCAAUGGGCGCAUCAUGGAUGUGGAAGAGGAGGGUUCUGCGCUUCUCUGUCGCGCUGCUCAUCGUUGCUGGUUUUACUUAUCAACUGUGGCCGCGCGCCGUGUAUAUGCCCGAAGAACCCCCGAAAAUUAUACAGAAUAUCACCAUCACCUCGGGCGUCAAGUGCGAACCCGACUUUGACGUGCUCCGCCGCCUGGAUGUUCAAAAACUUUCUCAGUAUGAACGGCGUGACAUGUUCGUCGCCCGUUCCUCGGAGCCGGAGCUCCCCAUCCGACAACGGCUCAACAUCCCCUUCCUUCAGCAACCAUCGUCGGGCGAUGAGGCUCGUAGGAUGGGUCUGCCGUCGCAGGACGAUUGUUACAUUGAACCCCCAGUUACGGUGGAGGUGCCUCCAUCACCUGCGAGUGUGGAUGCUUCGCAUAUCGACUUUGGCGUUGCUACGACUUUAGAACGGCUGAACGACUCGUUAGACGCCUUCACCCACUGGGCUGGUUACACACGCACGCGUAUUUUCGCCUUGGUCGAACCGGAUGAACGAGUGGAGGAAGUCCAAGCCAAGGCGGAUAGCCUGGGGAUCAACCUGUUUGUGACACAGUCGGAGGAGGAGUAUCAAACUCGAUAUUUCUCAUUGGUGGCCCAUCUGGCGAAGAACAUGCGCCCGCGGACACGCUGGGCCUGCGUGAUUGACGAUGACACUUUUUUCCUGUCCAUGGCCGCCUUGGUGGAUGCGCUGGCCGAAUACGACGACACGAAACCCAUGUAUAUUGGAGGUCUGUCGGAGAGUGUUUCGCAGAUUGGCAUCUUUGGCCUGAUGGGAUUCGGCGGCGCGGGCGUCUUUCUGUCUCGUCCCCUGGUGCAGCAAUUGAGCAACCGCGACGUCUUCGAAGCCUGUCAAGCUAUGCCUCACACCGGGGACCGGAGGAUCUCGCUCUGCAUAUACCAGCACACGGAGACGAAGCUGACGGUGGAUAAUCGACUGCGGCAGCUCGACAUGCGAGGCGACGCGUCGGGGUUCUUCGAGUCCGGACGCGAACCACCGCUAUCCGUGCACCACUGGAAAUCAUGGUUCCAGGCCGACAUGGCUAAACUCAGUGUCAUCACGAAUCUCUGCGGGGAUAAGUGCUUCCUGCGCCAGUGGCAGUUCUCAGACGGCUGGACCCUCACCAAUGGCUUCUCCAUCGCCAAAUACAGUACCGAGAUCGACUUAGACGAUAAGACCAUGGAGGUCUCAUGGGUCGGCGACAACGGAGCCGUCGACGAGUCGUUCAUGCACGCGCUCGGUCCUCUCAGGCCCAAGGACACGGGCAAAUUCAGCUAUCUUCUCGAGGACUCGGUGUUCCUUGGCAACCAAGUGCGCCAAUGGUACGUCCACCGCGACGCGGAGAAGGGCGAUCAGAUCAUCGAAUUGAUCUGGAAGAUGGCGUAG
This is a messenger RNA of Aspergillus fumigatus Af293, 1458 nucleotides long. Its product is annotated as glycosyltransferase family 31 protein. NCBI's taxonomy places the organism in Eukaryota, Fungi, Ascomycota, Eurotiomycetes, Eurotiales, Aspergillaceae. The record is from RefSeq and is a predicted model, not a curated record. Gene Ontology annotation, cellular component: membrane. Gene Ontology annotation, molecular function: acetylglucosaminyltransferase activity.